GAAGAAGAAAAAUGGUGAGAGCAUUAUUCAGUGCUUGGCGUGGUAGUAGGGUGGUAUGUAUUUUAAGAUGUGAGCGGUUAAAAGAGCAUUCUUCCCCUCUGUAGUGUUCGCAAUGAUUAUAAACCUCCAUUCACAUAAACCUCAAAUCUGGAAACAAAAGCUUUGCGGUUUUCUACUUCAUUUCUGAAUCCCUUUUUGAAUUCGGGGUCUAAAAAUUUGUUUAAUCGGAGGUAAGCAUUUGGAGUUUUGAUUCAUUUUGUAAAAUAUUCGUUGAUAGCAUCGGAAUUUCCAUGGAGAAGUAGAGAAUUUGGUAGUCUCUUUAAGUGUAGUUCGAACUCGAUAAAGUGGGCAAUCAGGGGUGGGUUUUGAGUUUCCGGGUUUUGUUUUUAGUAGAGUGUAGGGUUAUGGAUGACCUGGAAAAGGCGAUUUUAAUUAGUUUUGAUGAAUCUGGUGCGGUUGAUUCAGUGCUGAAAUCGCAGGCUGUUGCUUUCGUUCAGCAAAUUAAGGAGACACCAUCCGUCUGCAGCAUAUGCAUUGAGAAGUUGUGUUUUUGUAAGCUAGUUCAGGUUCAGUUUUGGUGUUUGCAGUGCCUCCACGAGGUUCUUCGUGCUAAGUAUUUGUCUUUGAUGCCGGAGGAGAAGUCUUUCAUUAGGAAAUCAGUGUUUGGGAUGGCUUGUUAUGAGUCUGUGAAUGCUAAUGAUACUAACUGGGUGAAGCUAUUGGAUGGCCCGGCAUUUAUAAAGAACAAGCUUGCGCAGGUUGUGGUGACUUUGAUUUACUUUGAGUAUCCGUUGAUUUGGCCAUCUGUGUUUGUUGAUUUCUUGCCAAAUUUAAGUAAAGGAGCUGUGGUGAUUGAUAUGUUUUCUCGGGUGUUGAAUGCUCUGGAUGAUGAAUUAAUUAGCUUGGAUUAUCCACGUACUGGGGACGAGCUUGCUGUUGCGGGGCGAAUUAAGGAUGCUAUGAGGGGUCAGUGUGUGCCACAGAUUGUUGGGGCCUGGUAUGACAUUGUUCUGAUGUAUAGGAAUUCCGAUCCUGAGUUGUGUGCCAGUGUUUUAGAUUCUAUGAGGAGGUACAUUUCAUGGAUUGACAUUGGGUUGAUUGUCAAUGAUGCUUUCACUCAAUUGUUGUUUGAACUAAUGCUGGUUGAUGGCUUACCCGAUCAGCUACGUGCUGCUGCUGCCGGUGUUGUUCUCGCAGUAGUUUCAAAAAGGAUGGAUCCAAAACCAAAGCUUGCUCUGCUGCAAAGCCUUCAUAUGAACAGGCUUUUUAGGCUGGUUGCCAGGGAUGGCGACUCCGAGUUAGUUUCCAGUGUGGCUUCUUUGCUUACUGGGUACGCUACUGAAGUGUUGGAAUGUGCCAAUAGUUUGAGCUUGGAAGACGGUAAGGGAGUUUCCGGAGAACUCCUGAAUGAGGUUCUGCCCUCAGUUUUUUAUGUCAUGCAAAACUGUGAAGUUGAUUCAGCAUUCAGCAUUGUGCAGUUUCUUUCAGUUUAUGUUGGCACAAUGAAGGGCCUUCCCACAUUGACGGAGACACAACUGCUUCAUGUUGGCCACAUAUUGGAGGUGAUCCGUGCACAUAUUCAGUUUGAUCCCAUGUACCGCAGCAAUCUUGACGUGUUGGACAAGAUUGGGAGGGAAGAAGAAGACAGAAUGGUGGAGUUUAGGAAGGAUUUAUUUGUAUUACUCCGCAAUAUUGGUCGUGUUGCGCCAGAUGUGACUCAGAUGUUUAUCAGAAACUCCUUGGCUAGUGCUGUUUCCUCGUCAGAGGAUAGAAAUGUUGAAGAAGUUGAAGCUGCUCUUUCCUUGUUUUAUGAGCUUGGGGAAUCAUUAAGUGAUGAUGCUAUGAGAAAUGGUAGUAGUCUACUGGGAGAAUUGGUUCCAAUGCUUUUAUCAACUAAAUUUCCUUGUCACUCCAACAGACUUGUUGCACUUGUGUACUUGGAUGCAAUAAACAGAUACAUGAAGUUUGUGUUGGAGAAUACUCAAUAUAUUCCAAUGGCCUUAUGUGCCUUUCUUGAUGAGAGAGGUAUACACCAUCCAAAUGCCAAUGUGAGUCGACGGGCAAGUUAUCUUUUCAUGAGGGGUGUGAAAUUGCUCAAAGCAAAGCUUGUGCCGUAUAUUGAGACAAUCUUGCAGAGUCUACAGGAUACAGUUGCCCAAUUUACAAAGAUGGACAGUGUCUCGAAGGAACUUUCUGGAUCUGAAGAUGGAAGUCACGUUUUUGAGGCAAUUGGAUUGUUAAUCGGGAUGGAAGAUGUACCCCUUGAGAAGCAAUCUGAUUAUCUUUCUGCGCUGCUCACUCCACUGUGUCAGCAGGUUGAGGUGGCCCUCUUAAAUGCCAAAUCUCAGAAUCCUGAAGGAUCUCUUGCACACAUUGGAAAUAUUCAGCAAAUAAUUGUGGCCAUUAAUGCCCUUAGCAAGGGCUUCAGCCAGAAGCUUGUAACCACCAGUCGUCCUGCAAUAGGUCUCAUGUUCAAACAGACUUUAGACAUUCUCCUGGAAAUACUUGUUGUCUUCCCGAGGGUAGAAUCCCUGCGGUGUAAGGUCACUUCUUUCAUUCAUCGUAUGGUGGAAACUUUAGGAACUUCUGUUUUUCCAUAUCUUCCAAAGGCACUGGAGCAUUUGCUAACAGAAAGUGAGCCAAAGGAACUGGUGGGAUUCCUGUUACUGCUUAAUCAGCUCAUCUGCAAAUUCGGUGUUGGGGUCCAUGACAUAUUGGAAGAAGUAUACCCUGUCAUUGCUAAUAGGGUGUUUAAUAUUCUUCCGAAGAAUGAUAUUCUAUCAGGACCUGGCAGCUGUACUGAGGAAAUCCGUGAACUGCAAGAGCUUCAGAGAACAUUCUUUACAUUUCUAAAUGUCAUUGCAACACACAAUCUGUCGUCGGUUUUCCUAUCCCCCAAAAGUAGUGGAUGCUUGGAAUUGAUGAUGCAGUUCCUAUUACAUGCUUGUUGUAAUCAUAAGGAUAUCCUUAUCAGGAAGGCAUGUGUUCAGAUAUUUGUUCGGCUAAUCAAAGACUGGUGUACUGAUCCUAAUGGCGAAGAAAAGGUACCCGGUUUCCGGAGCUUCAUAGUUGAAGCAUUUGCAACAAAUUGUUGUCUGUUCAGUGUGCUUGACAAGUCCUUUGAGUUUCGUGAUGCAAAUACUCUGGUCUUGUUUGGUGAAAUAGUAAUGGCUCAAAAGGUCAUGUAUGAGAAAUUUGGCAAUUUUUUUCUCCUUCACUUUGUAUCAAAAGGUUUUCCCAACAUUCAUUGCCCUCAGGACUUGGCAGAGCAAUAUUGCCAAAAGCUGCAGGAAAACGACAUUAAAGCGCUGAAAUCCUUUUACCAGUCUCUCAUUGAAAAGUUAAGGCUUCAACAAAAUGGCAGCUUGGUUUUCAGAUAAUAAUGUGACAACAUACUUGUUGAUCCCCAAUGUUGCUACUAGUGCUGUUCCGGAAUUUCGUCAAAAGGGGUCUUUCAUGUACAUAAAAUUUGUCUGUUAGCUUAUCACUCACAGCGAGGUACGGGCGCAAACAGGUCUGCAUGGGAUAUGUUUUGUAGAAUCCUGAACGGUUGUCCUUGGUCAAGUGGCAAAUUUUCUUUUCAUUCCCUUGCCAUGGCAGAUGUAAAUUUGUGAUUUAUUCUCUCUCCAUAUUGUUCUUGUUCUAUUUUGCCAUAUGUACUUAAAAAAGGGCUUCUCUUUUUUCAAUUUUCCCUUUUCCUUUUUAAUACAACUUUCUUCUCCUUUGCUCCAUAUUUGCUUUUCUUUUCUUUCUUUUGUUGUUUCCUGGAGCAGUUUUGUUGUGUUGGAUACUGGAAGUGAGUUUCUCCUUGCUUAUGAGGUUCUGGAGCUUCAAAUGUGGUGUGUUGUACUUUAUCUUUCUAUUAAUCUCACUAUAUUCAUUUA
Sesamum indicum (sesame) is the source of this 3884-nucleotide messenger RNA. Its product is annotated as exportin-T. The record is from RefSeq and is a predicted model, not a curated record. Gene Ontology annotation, molecular function: tRNA binding; small GTPase binding. Gene Ontology annotation, cellular component: cytoplasm; nuclear matrix; nuclear pore. Lineage: Eukaryota; Viridiplantae; Streptophyta; Magnoliopsida; Lamiales; Pedaliaceae. Gene Ontology annotation, biological process: tRNA re-export from nucleus.